AUGCCUAAAGGUUCGUAUAAAGUCUUCUGAAUAUUUUCCAUUUAUAUAAAUAUUUUAGAAAAACCAACAAAUGAUAAAAACAAAAAUGUCGACGCAAAAACGUUUUUCACGGAUCUGGCAACAGGCGGAACUUCCGCCGCUAUUGCCAAAACAAUCGUCGCUCCCAUUGAUCGCGUGAAGCUUCUUCUUCAAGUUGAUUUUGUCUCUUUUUUUUUCUUAGAAAUAAUUACUUUUCAGUCUCAAGAUGCCUCGACGACCAUUACCAAAGACAAGCGCUAUAAGGGAAUCAUCGACGUUUUAACCAGAGUCCCCAAAGAACAAGGCUUCUAUUCGUUGUGGAGAGGUUUUUCUUACAUUGUGAUGCAAAAAUCAAUCUUUUCAGGAAAUUUGGCUAACGUACUGCGAUAUUUUCCUACGCAAGCGCUGAACUUCGCCUUCAAAGACACCUACAAAAAAGUCUUCAUAGGAAACUUAAACAAAGAUAAAGACUUCUGGAAGUAUGGAACUUUUCGAGUUACCUUCGUCAAUUUCCAAAUUUAAGAUUUUUUCUCGGAAAUCUGGCGUCCGGAGGUGCUGCUGGAGCCACGUCUCUUUGCUUCGUGUAUCCUCUCGACUUUGCCAGAACUCGACUAGCCACAGACAUUGGGAAUGGCGAAAACCGAGAGUUCAAAGGCCUGGGCGACUGUCUCGUGAAAAUCGUCAAGUCUGACGGGGUAGUAGGGCUUUAUCGGUUGGUAGAAUUGGUAGGCUUCAUAAUUGGUUUCAUCAUGUUUAGAGGCUUCCUGAUUUCAGUACAAGGAAUUUUCAUCUAUCGUGCAGCCUAUUUCGGGCUAUUUGACACAGGAAAAACGAUGUUCAUGAAAGAUGGAAAGCAACUAAACUUCUUUGCCGCAUGGGCUCUGGCCCAGGUAAGCCUCUGUUCUCUCGGAUAUCAAAUACACGAAUCUUUUAGGCCGUGACAGUGACGUCAGGACUGUUUUCGUAUCCUUGGGACACUAUUCGACGCAGAAUGAUGAUGCAAUCCGGUCGCAAAGAUAUUCUGUAUAAAAACUCUCUGGACUGCGCGAAAAAAAUCGUCCGCGAUGAAGGGCUGUCCGCAAUGUACAAAGUAAGUCUCGUGAAAUUAUAUUCUGCGCAUUGCAGUUCUUGUCAAAUUUCUUGCAAAAUGCUACUUGAAAUCUUUCUGUUUUUAUUGUGCAUUCAACGCAAUUUUUUAGGAGAUAAACAAAAAUUCUAGUUAGUGUUAAUACAGGCGAGAUGAAAUUUAGAAGACCCAUGUUACCAACUCUAUAAAUUACCAGGAUAUGCCAUUAGAGUAGCCGGCAAUCCAUAAAAGGAAAAGUAAAGGGAUUUGUGUACAGACCUGACAUUUCUCAUCUGCUCGGACAUCCGUCCAUGCCUAGGGCUUGCAGCGGCCGGAGCAUGACGCCGCAGAACAAACACGAAAAGCUUUUGUCCAUGUCCGCGUUGCUCUUUCGAGACCUGUAAAAAAAGAAAACUGAAAGAAACUUGAAAUAGUAAACAUACAUAACGCUUGAUGCGUAAGCUGAUUUUUGAACAAAAAAAUGUUGGAAUAAUCCUCAAUUUUUCUACAGGGAGCUUUGUCGAAUGUGUACCGAGGAACUGGAGCGGCGCUCGUUUUGGCCUUCUAUGACGAAAUCAAAAAACACAUCGACUAG
This is a messenger RNA of Caenorhabditis auriculariae, 1679 nucleotides long. The record is from the annotation of a GenBank genome assembly. Lineage: Eukaryota; Metazoa; Nematoda; Chromadorea; Rhabditida; Rhabditidae.